UUGAAUUCAUAAUACGUAAGAAAUGUGUUUAGCCAUAAUUAACUGUGUGUGCUGCAACAAGAGACAAUGCAACGUGGUUUUUUUUCACAAAGUUAUUGUUUUUUUUUUUUUUUGUCAUGUUUAGCACGCUUAAGGGUUGUGUCAACAUAUUUCUGCAGCCAAGCACAUUUUUCUUGGAAUUAUGUUUCAUAUUUAUGCAGCUAGACGGCACGGUAGAGUUGCAGCAAAGCGUUGGGCUCACAAUCGUGAGGUCCCGGGUUCAAUCCCGGACCCGUCUGUGUGGAGUUUGUAUGUUUUCCCCGUGCCUGUGUGGGUUUUCUCCGGGCGCUCCGAUUUCAUGCAACAUGCAACAUUAACUGGAUACUCUAAAUUGCCUCUAGGUGUGAUUGUGAGUGCGGCUGUUUGUGUCGAUGUGCCCUGCGAUUGGCUGGCAACCAGUUCAGGAUGUACCUCACCUCUGCGCAUUGACAGCUGGGCUUCAACACUCCCUGCGAUCCUUGUGAGCAGCGAAGAAAAUGGAUGGAUGGAUUUAUUCAGCUAUUCGACAAUAUCCAUCGGAUCUCUUUAGUACAACAUUGUGUAUGAGGUUCCUCAGUCGUGGGUUGGCGAUUGCAUCCAAGUUUCUAUCACCGAACACCUUGAGAAGGGGUCUGCGAUCAACCGUAAUGAUCAGAUUGAGGCACCCCAGGACAAAAUGAGGAGUUUUUUCGACGGCAUCCACCACAGCCAUUGGCUCCCCUUCAAUUGGGACAUACCUUCAUUCAGCUGAUGAAGUAAAGCGACUGCUCACUAGUGUGACUUUCCAGCCUCGGCAGCAGCAGAAUGGCUUGCUUGAUGUGCAUGCGCAAUAUUUUUGAAGUAGCCAGAAGUCAAUGCCAUUUUUGCUGAAGUCUGUUGCAAGGCAUGUUGGCUUCCUUUUGUCGAAUAUUUCCACGCCCCUUUGUAUUUCUUGGAUGAUGAUGGUAUUUGCUUCUUCAAAGAGUUUGUCCAUAUGUUAAUUCCACGUGAACGGUGUCUUGGGUUGUAGCUGGGUGUGCAAGGGUUGCAUUCUCUCUGCUAAUGCAAAACUAUAUGCUACUUGGUUUACAAGUCCAAACCAGCUUCACACAUCAGUGAUCGUGCGAGGUUUGGAGAAUCCCUUGAUCGCCUCCAGAACCUGUGGGCAUGGACGAACAGCUGUGGAGGUGAUUUCAAAGCCUGCGAAAUUGACGGUUUCUCUGGCAAACAAGAAUUUUAAUGGGUUGAGGAGGAUACCAUUUCAGCCACACGUGUCCAGCCAAUUUGCUGCUUAGAAGAAGCUAUCCUCAAUGGAGGGAGACCACAUGAUUAUGUCGUCAAUGAUCUUUGUUUUUGGUUGUCAGUGUCAUUAACUAUUUCAUCAAAUCGCCUGGUGUAUGCGUUUCCAGAUGCUAUGUAUCCCUGAGGGCGCACUUGAUACCGAUACCGGCCCCUGGGUGUGAUUAAGUUUGUCAGGUGCCUGUCUUUUGGGUCGAGUGCGAUGCUAUGGUAGCUGUUCCAGGCAUCAAAAGUGCUUUUCCUUGUGUUCCGUGGGACCGUGCAUGCUUGGUGGGGUGGCGAUUUUGGUGUGGUGUGUCUCUUGUCUAAUGGCAAUUCAAAGCUUGGAAGUCGACAGUCCGCCGAGGUUUACCAGAUGUCUUUGCGCAAACGAGCAUUCGAUGACACGAUGAAACUGGGGUUCCGAUUGGGAAAGGCUCUAUGACAUCAAGCUGAACAUCCUGAUCAAGCCCAGCCAGUGGACAGGUACUGGGAUUGGUAUGUGGUGUGCUCCAGGUGUGGCAUCGGUGUCUACAUUAAGUCUCUUAGGGGUCCUGACAUCAUGAUUUUGAUGUUCACAGACGUUGAAAUGCUACUUUUAUAGUAGUCAAACAGCCAUUGGUCUAGUUUUUCUUUGCUCUCUUCAGUGGCUGGAAAGGGUAGGGAUGUAGGGAGAGGGCGUGAGGUUUGGUGGAGAGGACAAUUGCAACAGUCUUCAUCAGGGCUAUUGUCAGUAACACUGUGCAGAACUGGAGACUCUGUUAUGACUGACUCAAUGGUGGGAAAUGAGUGGGGUAUAAUGCCUGGAUCCCUACAGGCCUCCAUGGAUUGGAAGAAUUUGUCUUUUGAUCGGGAAAUGUAACCAAUCUGACGUGUUGUUUUUGGCUGCAUUGAUUGUGUAAAGCCGGGGAUGCGUAGGAUUAGGGUGGCCACGAUUCCAACAAGUUCCUGGUUUGCGGCCCUCAUCUUCAUUGAGGUGGGAAUGAGGUAGGAGGUGUUCAAACCUUGUUGACGCAGGAAGGAAGUGCCAGCAAGACACGACUGGCAGCCUGUGUCUGCGACUGCCAGUAUGGUAGCGGUUCCAGUGGGACUGCGCCGAGUGGAUUAAAUUCUGUCAGGUUCACCAAUCAGACAUUCAUUAAACAGGACAAAAAAGGAAGCAAAGACACCAGUUCAAGUCUCGCGAGGAGAGAGGAGAGGAACUGUCUCGUACAAUUCACCACUGCACUCUCUGAUUAUCUUCACCUCAGCACCUCUUUUUAUUUAGUUUUAAGAUGCCCCUUAUUUACAUGGAUGUUACAAAAAGGAGACGACAAGCAAAACAGUUUGAAACAAGGUGUACAUGUUUGUUCAUGUGCGCGUGGAUAGGUGGAAGAUUGCUGAAUACAUGUGUGGUCCUCAUUUCUUUAACAGGCAGCAUUUCAACAGUUCUGAUGAUUACAUGUUUUUGUUCUUGCUAUCUCCUGCUAGGAGGCUGCCAUGCUAUCUAGAGCAGAGCAAAGCAUUUCUUUAUUAGAAGCAGAUGUAUGAUUAUUAUGAUCACAAUUAUUCCUACAAAUUCCUAAUUCUUUGGCAUAUAGUAGGAGGGCCUGAAUCUCGAAAGUGAUAGUCGGUUGAGGUGCGGAUGCACAAUUUUCCCACAUGUCACACAGGGAAUCAUACACGUAGUGGUCUAGUUUGAUUGUGUUGGCCAGUUGUUCAGUGGAUGGAUCCGUGAGAAUGAUUGACACCUCCCUUUUGACCAAUCAGUGAAGGUCAUUUUCUGAUUCUUAUUUUCGCGAUCCUUUACCAACAAACAAAGAGAGCGCGUGCUUACUUUAAGCCUCUGAAUUCCGAGUGUAUAUUCCCGCUUUUUCCGAUUUGGAAAUAUGGUGCUUUGAUGUGCCUGCAGAACGUGUCAUAGAGAGAUUUCAAAGAGAUUACUGGGAGGAUAUCUGCUGCACUUUCCCACCCCAAAGCGUAAUUUGGAUAAAUGCUGAUGGAUUUUCUGUAAAUACAUUUAUUAUGCAUUUGAAUUAUUGUAGGUACAUUUAGUAUGUGUAGAUCCAGGCAAUGUAUCACCCUUGUUUUUUGUUGAUUCCUUGCACACAGGAAUGCAACUAGACAAAGUAUCAUCCUUGCUUCGGACCAAACGAGCACCCACACACAGGUGCAUCAGCCUACCCCUAUCUUCUGAGAAGUGGCCAAGGACAACUUCAUCAAUGCACACAUAUCAUUAUCGAAGAAUGUGCCUUUGUUCACUUGCUCACCCCUCCUUUUGACCUUGUGUGUUUUCGGAAAUAAAGAAAGAGUACGUGAGAGGCUGGUUCAGAGCGUGUUUGGAGACGGUCUCUCACAUCCUCCUGAUGAGAAAAAAUACGACUUCUUGUCCAUUAUUUGUGCAAUUAUUUCAGCAAAUUAGGUGAUAAACCUCUCAUUUUCUUGGUCCUUCGAGCCGGAUUUUAUGAUAACCGAGGAUCCCAGCUUCAGAGUCGACUUCCAGGAAGACCAUGGCCUACGGCAACACAGACGCGUUAAGGGACUGGUCCUCAAACGCUCUAACUGGGAUCUGAGGGUUGAAAUCCAAGGGACAAGAAGACGUCUUGAUGACAUGAAACUACAGUGGAAUAAAGUCACCGGGAUUAUUACGGACGGCGCACCUGCCAUGGCUGGCGAGCGGAGUGGAUUAUCAAGCCUUGUCUGUAACAAAGUCAGCGAAGAAGGAGGCAGCGCUAUUAAACUCCACUGUAUUAUUCAUCAAGAAGUUCUCUGUACCAAAUAUAUGAAAUAUGAUAAUGUUAUGAAACCGGUGAUAAAGACUAUUAAUUAUAUUCGCUCCAAAGCGCUGUGCCACCGCCAGUUUCAACAGUUUCUUCUCGACAUCCAGGCUGAAUACGGAGAUGUUUUGUAUCACACCGACGUAAGGUUGCUCAGUCGGGGGUCUGCGCUGCAGCGCUUCUUCUCUCUCAGGGAGGAAAUUGGACAAUUCUUGACUAAAAAGGGACAACCCAUGCCACAAUUAAAUGAUCCUGUUUGGCUGGCUGAUUUGGGAUUUUUAGUUGACAUAACGCGACAUCUGAAUGCGCUGAACACAAGCCUUCAAGGGCAAAAUGCAGUGGUAAGCCAACUGUAUUCACACAUCAAAGCCUUUCGGACCAAGCUGCUACUUUUCCAAAGACACCUGUCACAGGCGCAGCCCAAUACCGCACAUUUCCCGUCGCUGCAGGAAAUUGUGACCAGUUUCCCACAGAUCAAUAUCAGUGCGCAAAUGACAAAGUAUGCAGCAGACAUCUCAUCUCUGGUUGAGGAGUUUCAGCAGCGCUUUCGGGACUUUGCAGCUAUUGAAAAGGAGAUCACGCUUUUUUCCUCUCCUUUCUCCGUGGACCCUGAUGACGCUCCAGACCACCUGCAACUGGAGCUCAUUGAGCUGCAGUGUGACGCCGAGCAUCGCAGUCGGCACCAACAGCUCCCUCUUGUCAACUUCUACCGCCAGCUGGAUGAAGGCAGGUUCCAAGCAAUUCGGACAUUUGCUAAGAAAAUGCUGAGCUUGUUUGGCUCCACAUACAUGUGCGAGAAGACAUUCUCCGUUAUGAACAUUAACAAGAGCCGCAUGAGGACGAGACUGAGUGACUCUCACCUGCGUGACGUCUUGCGCAUCAAAACCACUGCUCUUGAGCCAGACAUGGACUACAUACUGCAGUCAAGAUCCCAGUAUCACCCUUCACAUUAGUGCAGGCAAGACCUUUGUUAAGUCCUCUGAGCUGAAUAAAUUCUUAAAUCUCAGUUAAUUAAUUUUUUUGUGAUGGUCAAAAUCACAGUUUGAAUAUGCAGUGAUCAUUGUUUUGUUUUCAGCACUUUUCCUACAGUGAGCAUAUAAUAGUGAAUAAUAUGUAAUGUUUCACAUGAACUUAGAUAUCCUUUAUAGUUUUCUUAAUUUUUUGUGGUUUGUGAUUUCGGUAAAAACCU
Messenger RNA from Syngnathoides biaculeatus (alligator pipefish), 5220 nucleotides. RefSeq names its product general transcription factor II-I repeat domain-containing protein 2B-like. The coding region runs from base 3719 to 4984 and encodes 421 amino acids. The transcript has 3 exons. The record is from RefSeq and is a predicted model, not a curated record. NCBI's taxonomy places the organism in Eukaryota, Metazoa, Chordata, Actinopteri, Syngnathiformes, Syngnathidae.